UUCACUUCACAUUCGACCACAGAGAAGUGCAGGAGGGUUUGUCACAGCUCUCUGGGGGCCGGUUUUCCUCUAGGGCGCGGUGUGUGGCCCCUCAUCUCAGGUCACCCACCAUCCCCUUGGGUGAGCUCUGAGGGCUCUGGACACCCGGGUCCCACGGCCGUCACACUGCCACCUCCGUCAGUGUGGCUCUGCUGAGCCUUUCUCGAAGUGGCCAACGUCUCUUGGCCACAGGAGCUUCCUGCUGCUGGGGGGGAGCCGGACGAGGCUGGCAGGGUCGCUCAGAAGGGUCUCAGGGGACAAAACCACUCUUCGUCUGGCUGACGCAAGUGUAAAUGACUCAGAAACACGCGGACUUCAUUUCCUGGAGGCACGUGGAUUGCCAUGGGGGCUGGGGAGGUGAUGAGGGUUUUGGCCAAAGAAUUUGGGUUUGGCUCGAGUCAGAAAUGUGCGAGAUGAAGUGGGACAAGUUUUCCAAGCCCGUUCGGGUCUGUGCAUGGCUAACAGGGCAGGAGCACCCGGUGCUGGGGGCUCCUUGGGGGCAAAGAAGGGGCGUCCCUUCCGCGGUCAACAGCCAUCAGGCCGUUCUGCAAAGGGAUUUUCCAGCACUGUCGCUUUCAGCCCGAAACAGCUCUGUGAGUUCAGCUUCAGAAACUGAGUUUCUGGGUGGGGGCGGGGAGGUGCACCCAGGGUCUUCAUCCAGGAGCCUGGAGUGAGGUCCGGGGAAGGGGUCUUCCGCCCACCCGCCCUCCGUACCCCUCCUUCAGCCAUCCUCCCUGUGCUCCCGGUGCAGGAGUGGAAGGUGUCGCUGUCUGGGGCCAUGUGUCGUAUGGGCCCCCAACAGUGCCCUGCGUGGUGGUCCUGGCAGGUGCUUGGGCACUGCCCAGCAGCUGCGUGGGCUGCUCAGCCUUUCUCCUUCUGUGUCCAUCGGGGUCCGGUGUGAGAGCAGGCCCCGCCUGACCACUCCAGGUGGGGCUCUCAGAGACAACGCAGAACCAGCUGGAUGGGUGAGGAGUUGGGGCCACCUCUGGGAUUGUUGGUUUAGGGGAACAUGAGACCCAGGGGCCAGAGCUGCGGCUGCUCCUGGUGGCUCCUGAGUCAACAGCGAAAACGGACGCCGUGCCCCCAGCCUCGACGUCCCUGCAGCUGCACUGGUCUCUGGACACUGAGCAGCGAGGCCGAAGGCUGGCAAACGUGCCCGGCAGCAGGACAGUGGCCUUGUCCGCCACCGAAGCUCAGCGCCGUGCCGCUCGGGACAGGAUGUGCACGAGAGCCCUGUGGGCUGGGAAGGCGGCUAGGCCGGCCCCGGGCCUCCCCGCAGCUCACCCCAAGGGGGUCUGCCCAUCUUCCUCUCUGGGCCCUGUUCCCUUCCCUUUCCUUUUUGCCCGGCCACCCCGUUUCUCUCACAGGUGGCUCCCCCAGCAAGUCCUUGCAGGGUUAACCAGACUCGGCGCUGCUUCUCGGAGGACCUGACCAUCGCCUGCCCUCUGGAAGCAUCGCCUCAAUGCCUGGGCAGCUGGCACUCUGGGAACCUGGCCUGCCACAGGCUGCCUUUCAGGCCAUACAUGGGCUCCAUGGCCAGGGGCCGUCCCUGUGGGCCUGGGCUCUGGGUCCUCAGGUUUGCGGCGGCCGCUCCUGGCUGGCGCUUGGGGCAGGUGUGGGAAAGCAUGGGUGGAGCUUCAAGGCGGGGUGGGCGCUGAGUGCCCUCCCUGAGACCCGCAGGCCCACAGCCCUGUUUCUUCAGCACUCAAGGACAAACCACAGGCCUGUGACCCUGUGGCCUAUGACAGGCCUGGACCCAGGCCCAGCGACACUGCAGCCCUGCAGCUCCGUCCACGGGUCCCAGGGAGGAUUUGGGGCUCAGCCUGCUGUGCGUCCGGGAGCUUCCAUGGGGCUCAGGUGAGUACCCUGUGAGGCUGCGUCAGUACAGCGGCAGCCUUGCGUCGAUGUUCGCUGUUGUUCUCUGGCACUUCUGGGUUGUCUCUGGAAUGACCAACAUCUGGGCCGGGGCAAGGAGGGCCCAGAGGAGGAGAGAAGGGGCGCGUGCUGCGGGAAACGACACAUGCAGGGUUCGAGAGAGCCUGGCGGGCUCCCGUAGCUGGUCACCCCCAUAGCACUUGCAGCCUGGGCUCCCCCGGGCCAUGUGUCAUGACCCCGAAACCCCGAUUACAGCAAAGACAGGGGGGCUCUGCGGGCCCCGCCUCUGGCUCCUCUCUGUUGUUACUGUUUCCCGGCCGGAAGGCGGGAGAGGAGGCCAAGGGUGACCGUCCUCAGGGCCGCCACCCCACCGCCCGGCCCUGCCCCUCUGGUCGGGAGGCGGAGGGGAGCGGACUCCAUGCAGGGCCACGAGGAGGCUCCCGUGUGCCAGCCCUUCUGCCUCCGGGGUGAGCUGUCUUCUGACAGAGGAGCGUCCUGGCAAAGACACUCACAGCUGUGGCGGCCUGAAGCACGUUUAUUCCUGGUUUUAUCCAUCUCUCAUUUGUUUUUCUCUAAAUGGGAAGGGAUGGGUGCAGUUCUCUUCUCCUUCUUGGAAGGCUUAUUUUUUAUUAUCAUUAAAGAGUAUUAACAACAACAGACUCACAAGUGCCCACACUGUGAGCACAGGUCCCGUGCUGUGCGUGGCACCUGCCUUCUGUGCAAGUGCUCCAGCUUGUUCUUCAGUCCACCCUAGGGCUGGUGGCCAGUGACUCAGGCCGGGAGUGGUGUGGGCCCGGGUGCCAGACUCGUCAUUAUGUUUUGUGAGUGUGGUGGAAAACAUUCGUUUUCCGGGAGGUGGCCCUGCUUUCAAGAGCCAGCCUUUGGAGAAAACAGGACACGAAAGCUGGUUUUGGCUUUGAGGUCCAGAUGGGGCCCGUGUCUUUGCUCACAGCCCUUGGCACAGGGCUGGCUCAGGAACUCCAGGGGGCUCGAGUUGGUGCAGAAGGUUCCCUUUCUCCUGUAAGAGCUGUGCCCGGCUGUCCACUGCUAGUAAAAGUGGUGAGUCUGAGCCAACUCCCCGUGGACACACUGCAGGCCGCUGUCUGGUGUGACUUCCUUCUGGGGCACAGGAUCAGGACCCGCUUUGGUGGUGAGGCAGUGGGUGAGGGGAAGAGGGAAGCGACAUUACAGUGCAAAGCUGACUCUCCCGAUGGUGCUCAGUGGAGCAGCUUGCGCCACGGCCGUGCCUGAGUGGCUGGAGGUUAGACCGGGUGCCCUGGCCUUCUGUCCGGGGAGGGCUCUUGGCACUCAGAUCUGCCCAGACUUCCCAGAAAAGGUGGGGGGCACAGGCCCUGUGGCAGGCUACGGGACGGCCUUGGCCUGCUGGGCAGGUCACCGAGGCUGCACUAUCAGAAUGAAAAAUGAAGUGCUUCGUCUAGCCGAUGAGAUGACACUGGGUAUAAAACACUUUAUUCUGCUUCUACUGAAUGUAACCUUUUGGGCACUUCAAUGGAAACAAAAGCCCUUUCAUAACUCCCAAAAUUGGGUUCUGCACACACUGACAUCUCUCACGGACACCCCACACGAAGCAGCCGUCUUGGCCCCAGAGCUCCUGGUACCCACUGUGUUUGGGAGACAGACACGAAGCUGAGUCCCGUAGAGAAAGGACAGGGCCGGGGCCAGCAGAGUUGCAGCUGGCGGCUGAGUCUGAACCUGCCUCCUCAUCCCUGACUGGCAGGAACCCAGAGCAGCACUCAGCAUCGCUGAGCCUCAGUUUCUUCAUCGGUAAAGUGGGCUUAGGGAUGGCCCCGCUACGUUUACUUGUGGGGAUCAAAUAGGAUGAUGGUGGAAGCGUCACCACAGAAUUAACCCACCAAGACGGAUCGGACAAGGCAUUUACAACUUCCAAAACCAAUUAGGAGCUGACAUCUCGAACAUACAAGAAAUUCCUUCCUGUCUACAAGAUAAGACAGGAACCCCACGGAUAUGGGCAAGUGAUGUAAAGAGGUGACUUGCAGAAGGCCCAGUGGGCGGCAAAUGGCCCUCGGGCACAGUGGACGUUGGAGGGAUUCAGAUCAGAGCAGUAGAGACUCUGUUCACCCCACUGGGUGGACGAGGUCGGGAAGCCGAGUGAUGCCUGGUGGGAGUGUCGUGGCUCCAGUCUUACCCGACUUUGCCAGACUUGAAGUGUGUGCGCCACAGAAAGCUGCAGCUUCCGUCUCUGCCCAAGGGGAGGAGCAGGGACUAGACGGACCCCUCCGGAAACAGCGACACAGGUGAGCCUUCCCACGGCCCGGCCCCGGGGCCUCCUGAGGGGCCUCCUGAGGGGGCUGCAGCAAGGCCAGCUGGAUGAAGGACAGAGCUGGCUGCUGCAGCAGGGGCGUCCGUCCAGGCUCCUGCACCAGGGCGUUGGAGGCAGCAUGAGAGUCCACGGCACAGCUCCGCCUCUGACCGUCAACAGUGCACGUUCACAACAGCUGGUCACGUUCUACAGAAAGUGUCAAACAUUAAACACGUCAGAACAUGUCUGGGCAGGAAAGAGGCGUGGGAGUGGGACUGAGGUGCGAUGCUGAGCCCCCUGACGCAGAACCGUGGGAAGAGCAGAGUAGGAAGAAGUGGUCGCCUGGUCCUGGCAGAGCAGCUGUCCGUACGCCAUGCAGAUCAGGAGUGGUCGCCAUCCGGGUUUCUGAGUCUGGAACGCAGAUGGCGAUGUGGAAAGGGCCAGAGUGGGUAUUUAGAGGGAAAAUUGGCAGGGCAAUGAAAGGAGGCUCUUGGGAGGUGUGUUGAUGGAUCUGGCCUUGUCCCUGAGGGGUGGACAGAGUUGCGAUGUGGUCACUGCUGGCCGUGGCAGAGUGAGUGGCCGAGGAGGCAUUGCUGAGCUGGGGCUGGGGCUUCUCGGGACGUGGAGCAAUGGAGCACAUUCAAGACGGAUUGGGGUAGGACUGGCUUGGGGUUGGUGGCUGUGGGUGAGGAGAGGUGAGUCUGGGAACAGCCCUGGGGCUCUGAAGCUCUUAUUCAUGUGACUGAACGACACGGUCGGGUGUGGGCAGGUUCAAGGGACAGACAUGGAUUCAGUUCUGUGCUGUCUUGAGUUCGAGAUUCCUGUGGGGCCUCCAGCUAGAGACAUUUGUGUGCUGGAAGAGACCUCGGGGCCAGUGUAAAGCCUGAGGCUUGGGGUGCCCUUGGUCUUGUCUCUGACGGCUGUGGGACCUGGUGACUUCCACUGGAGCGUGCAUCUUCGCUCCCCCAUGUCACGUUGAGGCUUGGGGGCUUUACUGAGACUCCUCAGCCAAGAUGCCAGGUGUCCGCUUCCCUGGACCCACGUAUAACCCACCCCACGGGGCAGAUGCACGCCCACCUGGGACCCCAGCAUCCCGGCCCAGUGGGGCUGCUUGCUCCUUGCUGAGCUGACCUUUUAGACAGGGUUUCCUCAGGCACCCAGGCAAGCAAAGAAGCCUUUCACUCCUGUUGGAGUCAGAGGCCCUGCAGGCACUGAAGAUGACUAAUGCCUCGAGAGCCUGUGCUGAGGAGGUUUGUCCUGUGUGGGGGGUGUGGGCCUGGCUUUCUACACCUGUGGCAUGUGGCCCACACCCAGAUGCACCUCUGUGGCAUCCCUGGAGGACAUUUGAAGGUCCUCUGAAGGUGUGGGUUGCUGCCCUGACCUGCACGUCUCACAGUGGUGGUUGUCAUCGUCUUCCUUGGGCCCCAGGGGCCAGCAUGGCAUUCCAGGCCUUUCCUGCACCAGGACAGUUUCAAGAUGUGGAUGCCUCCAGGCAGCUGUUGUUGAGUGGGGCUGUGUGCUGGGAUUGGCGGGGGAAGGGGGUAAGUGAGAGGAAGACGCAAGAGGCAUGGAUGAGAGAGAACUGAUGCUCGUCAGCAGCCUCCAAGAAUGGCUGAGACAGCUUGCAUGUCCCCUCAGCACUCAGCACAGAGCCCAGACAGGACGCAGCAAUGCCCUCCCGUGUUCGCACUCAGACUCACGCCUCGGGUGUGAGAGGGGAAAUAACAGCAAGGGCCUGGCGUGGACAGUCUCAGAGGCCCAGACAGCCCAGGCCUGGGGCUGAGAGAGGGCUUCAGCCGACGCAGUUCACCAGGCAUCAGGCCAGAAAAGGUCAGAUCAUCAGAGACAAACAGCCUGGAGCCUCAGGGUUAUUGAGUUAUGUCCUGGAGUUAUUGGUUGCCUUUGUUUUAUAUGAAGACGUUGGGCUUCUGGGGAAGACAAAGCCCUGGCCAGUUGCUCAGCUGAUGGCUGGGUGACCUAGGAAGGAGUUCACAGGCCCGUGUGGCCUGACCAGGGUCUAGUCAGUUUGAGGGGCACAUAACCCCGGGCAGAGACGAACUACCCAAGCUGCACAGGGAGUGUGUCUGGGCUUCCUGGGCCCGCCGCGGCAGGGACAGCCUCACUGCACAUGGUCUCGCUGUGGUCCAGCCCCAUCCACGGACAGGAAGUAGUGAGAGCGACUCAGGACAGGGCCAGGCCGAAGCCUCCAGCUUCCCUACCCUCUGGGAAGGCUCCUUCUGAGACCUGCGGGAGGUGUGAGCCCAAAGGGGAGUCUGGGUGAGCGGAGCGAGGGUGUCCGUCCACCAUGCGGACAAGAGAGCUCCGGGAGAAGAAUCCUGGUACACUGCAUCCUACCGGAUCCCACCUGAAUUUGUGACGAUUUGGACAAAGUGGGCUGGAGUUUAUCUUUCGCGUUUGCCGUGAGAAGCAGAGGGACAGAUUUGAUUGCAAAAUAGGCAGAUUAACAUAAUUGUGUUGCUAACAUCAAAGCUGAUUUAAAACUCUGUUUUCCAAGCAAAGAGAAACGCUGGCUCUGCUGUGAGGAUGGUGAUGCCUGGAAAGCAGGUUUCGUGCUUCUUCACGCUACAGUUGAGCCGCUGUUUGCCACCUGAGGGGGCAGAGCUGAGUCUCUGCAUGUGUUCCCAUCUUCGGCCCCUUCGCUUCAGCCCACGUAGCCCUCCGGGCUCGGUUCCUUGGCCUGCUUGCGCUCCAUCUGAGGGUUGAGCCUGGGCCUUCACUAGUUGCCGAGGUCUCCCCUUUUCUCCAGCAAGGUCCGUUGCUGUGACGAGGCCAGGACGUGUCAGGACUUCCCGGCACGUUGACCGGCUCUGGCCAGGGCUGAGUGUGACGCAUGAUGACAGGGCAGAGGUUUUGUGGGCUCCGGUCUCACUUCCUUAAUGACACAGUUGUCGUCUUCGUCAUUGGCCUCCUCCUCCUCUGCUUUCACCAUCGCCACCAGUGAGGCCUCUAAUGGACCCGUUGUUCAGGCAUCUUCCGGAGAAUGUACCCACGUUUUCUCUCGCCCUCUCCAUGUCAUUUCUCGAUUAGCUGUGGUAGCUGUUCUGGCCCAUGUAGGUGGAUAUUAGACUCAGAGACUUUAAGUAACUUGCUCAGGGCCACACAGCUGUAAAGUGGCAGAGCCAGGAUUUGAACGAGGUCUGGCUUCAAAUUCCACAGUUUCUUUGCCACGCAGCUUUUCUCAGACUAAAGACAGUGACUAAGGUUUCCAAAAGUGCCUCCCUCCCCAGGAUGAGCCCCGUCCACAGGGCAACGUGUGGAAUUACAGGUUCCCAACAGAGGCGUCCUUACAGGAGUGGGGGCAAAGGAUGCCAGGAUCUGGUCUGAACACCCUCUGCCUUAUCUGGCUUCAGGUGACCUGGCUAAGUGGGUUUGAGAUAAAAACACUUGGUGAGAAUGGAGGCCUCUGAGGGCGGCUCGGGGCAGAGGUGCUAGUAUCUGCGGGCACCGAUCGCGCUGCUGCGCCUCUUGGCACGCCUCCCGUUAUUGUCUUUGCAUCGGCUCACACUCCCUUUCCCUCGGCGUGUUUCCUUCAUAACAGGAUGGCAGACACAGCCGCUGCUAAGGGCCGUUCCAGCUCCUGAACCUCUGAGAUCAGGUCCCCGCGUGAGACUCUGAGACCACGAAGGUGCCCACUUCCCAGAGCAUCUUUGAAGCUCUGAGGGCCCCGUUUCCCUGUUUCAGUCACCCUGGAUGGUGACCACUGGGGAACAUCACCUGAGUGGUCUGCACGUGGAGCCCCAGCCCUGAUGCUGGGUCUUCAGUUUCCAGGGGCUUUUCCAGCUCAAGAUACUCCUAAGCUUUGCUCAUUAUUGUUUGAAGAAACAGUCUCAGGGUUCCAUCUUCCAAGUGCUGGCUCUCUGGCUCCUCCUUCCUCUCAAGUCUGCGGCAAGUCAGCCCAUCUUCUCCGAGAUCGUCUUCUUUCUUGAGGUACUUUAUCAAGUGCAGUGGUAGCAACGAAUUCCCUCUACUGGUGGUGUGCUUGGAAAGCUCUUCACCCAAAGCCAGAACUGCAUUAGGUAUGUUUCCUGUUUUCUAGGUUAUUGCAGGAAUCAGUUUUAGUGAUUUUUUUUUACCAUUACAUAACACAUGUUGCUAUUUUCCAACUUUCUAAAACAGUUUCUUCACCACUCAGCCUAUCAGCCAGUGCCAUAUGUUUUAGGUUUUAUUAUGGCAGCAUUCUACUUUUGGCACCAAGUUCUCUACUAGUCAGCUAUUGCUGCAAUAAUGCUGUAUAACAAAUGAUGCCAUCAAUUCCAGCGGUUUAGAAAAAAAUGUUUCCCACUCAUGUGUUUGUGCGUCAACUGUGGAAUCGGCUUCAGGCUGCAGGUGCGGCUCAGCUCUGCCUCUCAUUCUGGGGCCCAGAUGGGAGAGGCAGCAGCUUCCCUGGGUGUUUCCUUCUCGUGGGGCAGAUCAGGAGUUUAGGAAGGUGAGCAGAAGCAUGUUGUGCCUCCAAAACCUCUGCUCAGAGCUGCCCCACUGUCCCCCUGCCCAUGUUCCACUGGUCACAGCAAGUCACAUGGCCACGCCACGAUGUUGGGGAGGGCAGGAAGGAAGAAUUGUGAACAAGCCAGGCUGCCUGCCACAGGAGUGGCUAACUGAUUUGGGCUGAGCCAAUACAAGACGAGGUUUCCAAAGACAUGGCCUCCAAGCUGCCCUGUCCCUCUGCUCCCCAAGCCCUUGUUUUGCGGAACUGGCCCGACUGGGCGGGAAGAGCGCAGGGCUGGGCUGGCCUGGUGCUGCCAGCUAGUGCUCUCCCGGCAGGCGCUCCCCCGUGUCUCGGAGCUGCACUCUGUCUGCUGUGAAACGUGAUGAGGGGCGUCCCUCCUCGGCACCUGGGAUAAACAGGCGUCUAUCUGCGGAUGCCAGCUUUGUGGGGGAUGCUGACAGACAGCACUUCUCAAGCCUUGUCCUCCCUCUCUCUGGAUGGGUGGAGGGGCACCAGAUCCCACGGAGUCCCUGUGCUGCGCGCCAGCCGUGGGCCCCACUCUCGUGUAGCUCACAUCUCGAGGGAGGUGUCAGAUCUGGGGAGCAGAGGAGCAGAUGGAGGGUCCUGUGCUGCCCGAUCCCCAGAGCCAGAGUGAGCUCCCACGAGCAGAAGCAUCCAUUUGGCCGCCCCCUCAGACAGGGGUCUGGGGCCCCGGUGAUGGUGGAGGAGGAAGUGCCCCUGCCCCGUGGAGCUGGCGGGCUCUGGGAACAACCCACAACAGCUGUUACCACACCUGCAGCUGCCUCCUCGAGUCCCUGCUGGACGCUUCCAUACGGAACAUGUGACACACUGUCUGUAGCAGGCUGACCGUGGCCCCAAAGGGCUAUGUCUACGUCCUAAUUCCCAGAACCUAUGAGUGGGACCUUAUUUGGAAAAUGGGUCUUUGCAGACGUAAUUAAGUUGAGGGUCUUGAGAUGGGAUCAUCCUGGACUAUCUGGGUGGGCCCGAAAUCCAGUGACAAGUAUCCUCCUAAGAGGAAGGCAGAGGAGAUUUGAGACAGAAGUGGAGACACGGAUGGAAGAGGUGCAGCCACUUGAAGAUGGAGGCAGAGAUGGAGGGAGGUGGCCACCAGCCCAGGGACACCCGGAGCCCCCAGAAGCCAGAAGAGGUAGGAGGGACCGUCCCCUAGAGCGUCAGAGGGAGCACAGCCCUGCCAGCACCUGGACCCUCGACCCCUGGCCUCCAGAGCUCUGAGAGAAUAAAUCUCUUUUGUGUUAAGCCCCCACUUGCGGUGAUUUGUUACAACAGCUGCAGGACCCUAACACACCGUCUUAGUUAUCUCACGAAGCCUAUGCAAUAGGUGUGUGGUGCCCAUUUUACAGGUGGAGAAACUGAGGCUGAGAGAUUAGAUGACUUGCUGACGGUGGCUGCUGAGUGGUGAGAACAAAGUCCAGCCUUCUUCCACCUCCUGUGCUUCGGCCCCGAAACAGCCCACGGCUGAAGAGGAGUUCAGCCGAAGAGGAGGGUGCUGUGCUACACGUGACCUGCCACGGAGGCUGCUGAAGUGCAGGAGCUGGAGAACCUGAUGCAGGGCGCUGGAGGAGGCGGGACCCCGGUCUUGCUGGGUGACAGCCGAGGCCCUUGGAGGAAGCGGGCUGCGGGUCUGGUGUCCCCGUGCAGACCCCACAUAAGGCCUCGUGUGGAGUCCCACGCCAGGGCUUCUCCGUGUUGGAGUCGACUGGAAAUGCCUGUCCACCUCUCAUUCCUCGGGGGUUGGGCCUCUCCCUCUGACCAGUCCUUAGACUGAGGUGAGACCCAGGUCCUCCUCCUGUCUGGUGACUUGGAGGGACCAUGGCAGAAGUGGACUCAAGCCUUGCUGGGAGCUCAGCAGAUGAGCGCAGGGCUGAGGGCCCCCAGAGACGCUGCCUGGCACACAGUGAGAAAUCAACAGAGGGUUGUUCCCCUCCAUUUUCCUCAGAGAAAGGAAAGCCAUCUGGGGACGAAAGGUCGGGAGAGAGAAGGGACGUCCACCAGCAGCCUACUCUCCUCAUGGCAUCUUCUGAGGUGGGUCCCUGCAUCUCCUCCUUGGCGGGGGGCAUGCAGCCAGCACUGGGGUGUUCGUGCUGCCCUGUCCAGGCCUCUGAGUGGUGUGCAGACUGCACCUUGGACCUCCCGGGCUCCAGCCUCUGCUUGGGGAGCACCGGGUCCUGGGUGUGUUUUGGCUUUGAGUCUUUCAAUUCCUCCUCUGCUGGGCAUCUGUCCUGCCCCCCGUCUCCCCUCCCGGCUCCCCCUUCUUGGAUUCUGCUUGUGUGGUUUCUCUGAUCUGAUGGGGCAAGACCCCAGAGCACAGUCAGGUGUUCAUGUGGGUGUGCACAUGCGAUGUGCUAUGGGGGGUGUUUCUCUCUGGGUACAGAGUGUGUGUUUGCGUGUGUGCUGUGUAUGCACAGGGCAUGUUGACAUAUAUCUGGUGUGUAUACAGGCUGUCUAUAACAUAUGCGUGGUGUAUGUGCAUAUUACGUAUGUGUGUUCUCAGGACUGCAUGUGUGCAUGUGCAAUGUUGUGUGGACAACUUGUUUGCUCCCAAUGUCAUGUGUCUGUAUGUGCCGUGAGAUUUGUGUGUGCACACACAGUAUUGUGUGUGAAUGUGUGCUUGAUGCAGUAUUGUGUAUAUGUGUGCUACAGUGUGUGUGUGUGUGCAUGCAUGUGCUGUGAAUGUGAGUGUAUACACGCACUCAGUAUGUGUGCACAGUGUGUAUAUGUGUGCAAGAUGUCUGUAUGUGUACAUGCGUGUGCUGUGUGUGCACUCACACAAUACGUGUGUGCAGUGUAUGUAUGUGCAUAUGUGUGUGCAUGAAUGUGCUGUGAGUGUGUGUACGUACUCAAUAUGUGCACACAGUGUGUGAGUAUGUAUGUGCAUAUGUGUGCAAUAUGUGUGUAUGUGUGCAUGCAUGUGCUGUGAGACUGGUAACUCCUUUUUUCUUUCCAUUUUUUCCCUUUUUGAGUGGGAAUGUGUAUAACUGUCAAUAUAUGCCUGUCCCAACGUUGUAUUUGGGGAGCAGAUAACUUUCUUGAGUUUUACAUGUUCACAGAUGAAGGGGAAUUGUGCAUCCGGAUAGAUUGUACCCUGAGCCUCACACACCCCUGAUUUAGAUUAUUUAGAUGAUGAGAUUUGGGAUUUUUGAAUUCAUUAGAUUUAGAUGAGAUUUUUUUUUGGAUUUAGACUUGAUAUUGUAAAGAGUAAGACUUUUGGAGAUGUUGGGAUGGGGUGAGUGUAUUUUGCGUGUGGGAUUUUGCAUGUGAGCCUUUGGAGACCAGAGGGCAGACUGAGGUCAGCAGAAUAACGGCCCCCAAAGAUGUCCACACCUUACUCCCCAAGCCCGGUGAAUAUGCUAGCUUAUAUGUUGAAGGAGAUUUUACAGACGUGAUUAAAUUGAGGACUUUGAGAUGGGGAGAUUAUUCUGGAUUAUCUAGGUGGACCUAGAUAAUCACAAGUGUCAUUAUAAGAAGGAGGCAGGAACGUCAGAGUCAGAGAAGGAGACAUGACUAUGGAAGCAAGAUCAGAGUGAUGAGAUUGCUGAUUUGAAGGUGGAAGAAGGGACCUUGAGGCAAGGAAUGUGGGCACCUCUAGAAGGUGCAAAAGGCAGGGAAGUGGGUUCUCCCUGGAGCCUCCAAAAGCAAGGCAAUCUUGUCAACACCAUGAUUUAGCCAAUGAAACCCAUUUUGGACUUCUGACUUCCGGAACUGUAAGAUAGUAAAAUUGUGUUGUUUUAAACCACUAAAAUUGUGCUAAUUAAUUAUAGCAGCAAUAGGAAACUAAUACAGGGGCAUGUUGACAAGGAGCCAGCAAAGGAGACAGUCAGUGUUGCAGGAGGAUCAGGAGACAGGCAGUCCCAGAACCCGGAAGAAGAACGUUUCCUGAAGGGGAGUAACGCUCUGUGUUGGAUGUUGCUGGACCUCCAAGAUGAGGGCUGAGGACUGACCUCCUCAUUUAGCAAAGUGAAGGUCACUGACUGCAGCAAGAGUGUUUUUGGUGCACUGGGGGAGAUAAAAGCCUGAUAGGAGAGGAUUCAGGAGAGACUAGGAGGAGAGCAACUGGAGAUGGCAAGAGUUGUUUCUGAGGGACUCAUGGUAAAGGGCGGAAAGACAGGUAGCAGCUGGGGUGCCCUUGGCCUGUGGGAGUGGACAGCACGAGUGCUGUUGAGUGACCCAGCCGAGGGGAGCAGUUGGACAAGAGCUCGGGAGAAUACUGGGGCUGGGUCCUUGUGUCGGGGGAGGGGCUGGGUCUAGCACAUGCUGCAGAGUCUGCGUGGGUGGGAGCCCUUGUGUGUGUGGGGGCGGGGGGUUGAUGCCGGUGGGAGCACAUGGAAGUUCUUUUCUGAUUACUUCGAUUUUCUCAGCGAAAUAGGAAACAAUCAUCUCUUUUUCACUUGCUAAAUGUGCUGAGCAGGCUUGCCGAAUGCAUACACUUCACCCAGGGCCCCAGAGCACAGCAGGAAGCAAUAGGAAUACGUUGCACAUGCAGCUUCAAUAUUGUUUGGUUGGAGAAAUAAUAUACUGCCCAAAUAGUUUGUUUUAAAUUAGACAAACACCCUGGAGCCGGCCUGCUGCUGGAGAGGACAGCAAGGGCUGUUCGGAGCGCUGAGGUCAGCUGUGUUUGACAUUCCUGACGCGUGAAGGGCUCGCUUAGAACAACAGCGCGAGCCGCGGGGCGUGAGCUCCCUGGAGCCGCUCCAGGGCCCCGCUUGAGAAAUGUUUCGGUCCUAGAGAUUCCGCCCCAAUUUUAAACAUCUGUUGGUGAUUGUGGAAAAUACGGUUGGGAUUGUUUUGGUCACAGCCUGUGAAAGCUGCCGUUGUGCUGUGCUUUAAAGCCUCGGUGAUGGAUAUUUCACACUCUGACUCAAGUGGGCAGCGCCGGCCCUGACCCAUGUCAACAGGGUCCCACCUGCCGCUCAGCUUGCUGCUCCAGCUCUCCUUAGAGGUGGGUCCUGAGAACCCAGGAAGAUGUGAGUCUGGGAGCCCUCCAGCAGCUCAGUCCCCUUCCGUCCUGUCCUGAGAUCAAUCGAGGCCAGUCUGGAGUCCCAUUUCCUCAGGACAGUGGACACAGUGAAUCUGAGUCUCACAGAGACCAUCAACCCAAGGACCAUAAAAAGUACCAACUCGAAGGGGCCCCUUGCACCCCCACUGGAAGUGGCUGUUUGUCUGCAGGGAAGUGGCAUUACAGGAACUGAAGGGAUGGGACCCUUUACUUCUGACAUCACACUCACAGUGAGGCUGAAGGAGGCAGUAAAGAGAGAGCAACAAGGCCGAGAGAGGAGUCUGCGCCUGGGCCUGGCUGCGUGGGACACAGCCUUCUCUGGGGCCUCUGUUUGCGCCCCUUGGUCCGGGGUGUGGGCCCUGCUCCCGGCUCCAGCACUGCUGGCCUGAGUCCUGGCUGCGGCUGAUGGACACGACAGCAGCCAGGGGUGGGAGCUCCUUUGGAUGGAUUAAAACAUGGACCUGUAACUUGAGUCACAUCUUUAGUUUGUAGCAAACUUCUGAAGUCAACCGCACUCCUGGGAGCGAGGCCUCUUUUCUGGUGCAGAAUCUGCCUUUGUGGAAAGAAAAAUAAAGCCAUUUUGUUUGUUUCAUGUUAAGGCCUGUAAGGUAAGUUUCUGGUUUGGGGGAGCUCCCUUCCUCCUGACCCCAGUCGACCUUGACAAGGGUCCAUGAGGCACGUGCUUUCUGCAGGGCCCUCCAUAGUGGACUAAGAGGGUGGGGAGGAAGCUGGGCGGCCGAGGGACGUCCUCCCGCUAGUUACUUCCCUCUCUGUCCAUCCUUCGUAAACUCCUCUUCCUCUUGCAGAGGGACAUGGAGGCGCCUGGUGCUGAGGCCUCAGCAGCGGAAAGCCAGGCCCUUCCUGGCAGGACUGGGCUAGGCGAGGACAGGCCCCAGGAUGGCCAUCCCUGCAGCUGUGAGCUGGCUGGGGCACUCCCAUGUGCUGCGGGCGGUGGGCCAUGGGGGCAUAACCUGGGGCAGUGGGCAGCGGCUUUCCCUCCCAGGGCUUGGCAGGAAGCUGAGUCCACAAAAGCCACCCACCCAAGGCCAACAGUGGCCAAGCGAAGAUUGAUCUUAGGCAGCAGGGCAUGGCCUGGGCAGCCUGACCACAGACAGAGGCCACAGAGCUUCCAGGACGUUCUAGUUGGAACUGGAACAGGAGGCCUAAGUGUACUCCCUCCGGGGGCCCGCAGGACCCCAGCCCACCACGCCGGCCCUGGGCGUGUUGGGGAGAGGCCAGGCCCCUCUCUGGGAUGGACGCCACGGUCAGUGAGGUCUUUGGCCAGAGGCGUGGCCGUUCCUGCCACUUUGCGAGUGUGACUCCAGAGAGGGGCAACUGCGUGCCUGAUGGUGUUUCUCGAGCAGAAGGGGAGGCGAGACUAGCGGCGUCAACUUCACAGAGGCACGAUGACAUAACCCUCCAAGCAUUCGUGCCCAGCCUCAAUUAUACAGUCACACCCAGGGCCACGGGGAUUUAUGGGAGAUGGAAACUUCUGGACUACAUUCCCCCUGCCAGGUCCCCAGGCACUUGGCUAGAGGGUGGGACAGAGCUGCACGCACCAGCUGUGGGGCCCUGGGCAGACCUCAGCUGGCCUGUGGAUCCGGAUGGGGCAGUGUGGAUGGGUCCCUGGCCUAGGACAGGCCAGACCCUCUGCACGUGAGCUUUGCUCAGAAUCAGUCAGAACUGGGCCCCAAACGCCUCCGCUUAACCAGCGUGCCCCGUGAACCUGCACAGCACUGGCCACUGCAGAUGCCGCCAAGCCCACCCCAGUGUGUGUGUGAGCACAUGCGUGCGUGCGCAUGGGUGUGCGUGCGUGUGUGUACGCACGUGUGCUAAAAUGCUUCAGAGAAAAAGCAGCCCAGGAAUGUGGGGAUUGAAUGGGGCAUGGGCUGUGCCUGGGGUCCCUUGUUGGGCUGUGGGGUGGGUGGGGCUGAGGCCACAGGAAGAGCCUGCUGCCCCGGGAGCGUGCGGGGGAUGCUGUUUCUCAUAUACUUCAUUUCCUGUUUUAACACAUGUGAAUGUCCUGAAAUAAAAACUGUACGUCCCCA
Messenger RNA from Equus caballus (horse), 15725 nucleotides. The record is from RefSeq and is a predicted model, not a curated record. NCBI's taxonomy places the organism in Eukaryota, Metazoa, Chordata, Mammalia, Perissodactyla, Equidae.